CGGAUUCUCAAUACUUAAAGUAAAAUAAUUUACUUCAAAUAUUGAUAGCUCUGAUACCUACCUACCAAAUAUGGGAACCUACUUAAAUGAUUUAAAAAAUUCCACAAACUUUCAAACCCCUAUCGAGAUUAUCAUAACAAAUUGAAAAUUCUCCACUUUGAAAUAUCGCAAAAAAUGACGCAUUAAAAUACUAAUUAUAAAUCCGUCUAUUUCCAGACUCCGAUGGCCCACUCCACCAUAAAUAAGCUACACAUCCAAGAACCCAGUUACACCACGUAUCCAGCUACGGCGAUGCUGGUCCAUGCGCGUAAAGACUCCUACACGGAACAACUUCAAAAUGAAAACCAGAUCCAGUUGCCACAAUGUCGAUUCCAACAACAACAGAAUUUGAACAAAAGCACCGAUAAGGAUCCGGGUCGGGUUAGUUUGAAUAAUGGCCAUCGUUGCGGAAGUUUUUUUGCUAAAUGCAAAUGCGAAUACGACGGUUCGGGUUCCAGUUGGUGCAGUAAUCGUUCCGUACCGAUACAGAAGGAUUCGACCUGUGAAAAGAGGUUUUCCAGUCCGGAAAUAGAUCUGCAGGAAUUCAGCACAAAACAUCCACACGUAUGCCUGAAAAGCAAACGCUCAUCUCCAAGCACCACAAUCAAAGCCAACGUCUUCUUAAACCAUCCAGAAAUUACCUUUCCAAUUCCAGUCGAAGUAUCCAGAGAAGACUACCAAAACAACUCCUUUCCCCAUCACUUGUAUCCGGAAAUCAAAAAUAAACUCGAUUACCACAAAGCAACAGCGUUGGCUUAUGAAAAAGAUACCAAAAAAGAUACAAGAUUUAGUGAGGAAGAGGCCGAGAAGUUUUUUAAGGAGUUUGGCUUGUUUGGUCCAAUGGGGAAUAGUGCAAUUGGGGCUGCUUUGAGGAGGACCUCAAUUGAGGACAAUGCAACAAGAAGAAACUCAAAAACAAUCGAUUUUAAACCAAAAAAGAAGAUUUCUGAUAGAGUUAAUUUGGAGGAUUUUGAACAUUUAAAGAUUAUUUUGAGUCGUUUAAAAAAAGACAUUACAGAACUAGAGAUGAAAUACAACGCCUCUCAGGUUGAGCUGCACGAAACCAAGAAUCUGUUGAGCUCUAAGGAGAAUGAAGUUUUGAAAUUGCACCGGGAAGUUCAUAAAUUGAAAAGUGUUCUUCAUCAAACAGCCUCAAAAGAAGACAUCCUCAGCAGCAUCCAGGAACAGCACGCAAUGGCCAACAGAUUAUCCCAAACUACCACUGCCCAUCAUUCUCAGGACAAUACUAAUGCCCAUCACAAAAAGCAAGGCGUUUCAGCUGAAUCUAGCGAAAAAUUCAUCCAAACCAACGAUAUUUGCAUUACAAAAUAUGAAAAGGAUUUCAGAUCCAAACAACUCAUAAAAGACGCAAUAAUGGAUAACGCCUUCCUGAAAAACCUGGACACGUCCCAGAUUCGAGAAAUAGUUGACGCAAUGGAGCCCAAAGAGUUUCCUUCUGGCUCUUAUAUUGUAAGGCAAGGUAAUGCCGGUGUCCAUUUGUUCGUUUCGGCCGAAGGUGAUCUGGAAGUGUUGCAAGAUCAAAAAAUUCUGGGGCACAUGGGACCGGGCAAAGCUUUUGGAGAACUAGCCAUUUUGUAUAAUUGUACCAGGACUGCCUCAAUUAGAGCUGUAACAGAUUCAAAAGUAUGGCGACUAGACCGAAAAGUUUUCCAACAAAUCAUGAAAAGAACAGGAUUGCAAAGGCUGCAAGACAACAUCAACUUUUUGAAAUCUGUACCUUUACUAGAAAACUUAUGUGAUGAUGUUUUAACCAAGAUUGCUGAUGUAUUAGAAGUGGAAUUUUAUCCAGCUGGAGCUUUUAUCAUUAGACAAGGGGCUAGCGGCGAUACUUUCUUUAUUAUUAGUAGUGGAAGUGUUAAAGUCACACAACGUUUACCAGGUCAUCUUGAAGAAGAAGAAAUCCGGACUUUGACUCGAGGGGAUUAUUUUGGAGAGCAAGCCUUGCUUAAAGAAGAUUGUAGAACUGCAUCAAUAAUAGCCUUACAUCCAGGAGUUGAAUGUCUCACUCUAGACAGAGAUUCAUUUAAUCAAUUAUUAGGAAGUUUGAGUGAGAUAAAAGAGAAAAAUUAUGGUGAUGAAGAGAGGAUGAAUCGGCCCGUUUUGACUGAACAACAAGAAUUUGAUUAUAUAAGUUUGGAUGAUUUGGAUGUUGUUGCAACUUUGGGUAUUGGAGGUUUUGGUAGAGUGGAACUGGUUCAAUAUACGAAAGAUACCUCGCUCACUUUUGCCUUGAAAUGUUUGAAAAAGCAGCACAUUGUCGAUACUCAGCAGCAGGAACACAUUUAUAGUGAAAGAAAUAUUAUGCUGAGCUGUAGAAGUGAUUUUAUAUGCAGAUUAUACAGGACUUAUAGAGAUUCAAAAUACGUCUACAUGCUUCUAGAAGCCUGCUUGGGAGGCGAAGUUUGGACGAUCCUCAGGGACCGAGGCUGUUUCGAUGAUCACACUUGCAGAUUCAUUACGGCUUGCGUAAUCGAAGCUUUCGAAUAUUUACACGUUAGAGGCAUAAUUUAUCGCGAUCUGAAACCAGAGAACUUAUUGCUGGACAGUAGAGGUUACGUAAAACUAGUGGAUUUCGGUUUUGCUAAAAAAAUGGGUUACAGCAGUAAAACUUGGACUUUUUGCGGUACUCCCGAAUACGUAGCACCCGAAACCAUCUUGAAUAAAGGCCACGACCGAGCCGUAGACUAUUGGGCCUUGGGAAUUCUAAUGUACGAACUUCUAACCGGAAAUCCUCCAUUUACGGCUUCUGAUCCGAUGAAAACCUACAAUCUGAUCCUGAAAGGUAUCGACAUGAUCGACUUUGCCAAGUACAACGUUGCCAGAUCGGCUCAGAGUCUGAUCAAGAAACUGUGCCGGGAUUUGCCGGCGGAACGGCUCGGCUAUCAACGAGGCGGGAUUAUGGAUAUCAAAAAACACAAAUGGUUCCAAGGAUUCGAUUGGGACGGUUUGGUAGCCAGAACUCUUCAAUCCCCAAUUCAGCAACCUGUCAGAGGACCAUGUGACACAAACAACUUUGACUGUUUCGCCAGUGACAAUGACAUUCCGCCGGACGAGCUGUCAGAGUGGGACGCUAAUUUUUGACGUCUAAAUUUAUUUGUCAGGGUAUAAAAAAGGCCGUAUUCUUUUUGUCAUCUUUUCAUCGAUUUGCUUCAAAAUUUUGACAGGCACGCGACUGGAUCAGACAGUUUCAAUUUUACCUAUCAAAAUUUCGGAGAAAAUCGAUGAAAAAGAUGACAAAAACAAACGCGGCUAAAUUUAAGUCGAAUAUUAGUUAUUAGUCUGACAAUCAAAUAAAUAUAAUAAUUCAAUUGCCUUAUUGUCAAAGUGCCAAAUAAGUAUCUGUAACCCAUUAAAAGAAGUUCUCAAACAACAUUGACAUGUGACAUGUGAUGUUUAUUUUAUAGUUUAUCUGUCAAAUGUUUUAAAACUUCUUUUAUCUUCUUUGUCUCUGUGAUAUCAAAUAUAUUAUAUCCAUCGUUAUUAAAAAUAUUUUAAUUAUUAAAGGCCGGUUUAUUCAACUAUGCAAUCUGAUGGAUAAAAACGCAAGCUGUAACCUCAUUGAUCGGCCAGGUUUCCGUACAAUUAUAGAACGGAAAGUUUAUCUUGCAGAUAGUUACCAGAUAGAUUAUCUAAAGACGAAUAAACCAGGCCUUGAGCAUUUUAGAAAUAAAGUAAUAGUGACUCGAAUGCUUUUACAAUUUGUUAGUAAUUAUUAAGAAAACAUUUUGUGUAAAUGAAAUAAAUAAAUAUUU
Ceutorhynchus assimilis (cabbage seed weevil) is the source of this 3812-nucleotide messenger RNA. NCBI's taxonomy places the organism in Eukaryota, Metazoa, Arthropoda, Insecta, Coleoptera, Curculionidae. The record is from the annotation of a GenBank genome assembly.